AUGGAGAUUCACUUGAAUCUUAUGGUUGAGCUCUUUGUGAUGAUUGAUUUUGAGUUUGAAUAUAUUGAAUUGAUGUUAGUGGCCUUUCCUUCAUUCACACCAUUGCCGGAUUAUCCAUUCAAGCCACCAAAGGUUGCAUUUAGGACUAAGGUAUUCCACCCAAACAUCAACAGCAAUGGAAGAAUCUGUCUUGACAUUCUAAAAGAACAAUGGAGCCCAGCAUUGACCAUUUCUAAGGUCCUUUUGUCAAUUUGCUCGUUGCUGACGGAUCCAAAUCCCGACGACCCUAAACCAUAA
Molecule: messenger RNA, 297 nt
Organism: Vicia faba (fava bean)
Lineage: Eukaryota; Viridiplantae; Streptophyta; Magnoliopsida; Fabales; Fabaceae
Source: the annotation of a GenBank genome assembly